ACAAUGCUAGAAAGGUGGAAAAUUCAUGAAGGCGAGGAGGUUGAGGUGUUUGAAGAAUUUCGGUUGUUAACUUCAGAAGUGAUUUCUAGGACAACUUUUGGUAGCAGCUACGUAGAAGGGAAGAACAUUUUUGACAUGUUAUUGAAGUUAUCUGCUUUAACAUUUUCAAGUUCAUUCAGACCCGGGUUUCCUGGCAUCAGUAAGUUUGUUAAAAGCCGCAGUGAGAUUGAAUUUCAGAAGCUUGAGAAAGGAAUAAGGGACUCCCUAAUGGAGAUUGUUAAAAGAAGAGAAAGGAACCCAAUAAAUCGAGAAGCAAACAACUUUGGGAGUGAUUUCCUUGGACAACUUUUAAAGGCUCAUCACGAUACCAAUGAUAACCAAGGGAUUUCAAUGGAAGAUUUGGUUGACGAGUGCAAAACAUUUUACUUGGCUGGACACGAAAGUACUGGCACAAUGCUAGCUUAGACAGUCUUUCUUUUGGCACUCCAUCCGGAAUGGCAGGAGAAAGCAAGAAAGGAGGUCCAGCAAUUUUUCGGCAAACAAACUCCAGAUCCCAAUGGCAUUUCCAAUCUCAAAACAGUAAGAAAGUCAAGAAUUCAAUGAAAUGCUUUUCUAAGUGCAGAAAUGCUUAAUUUAAGUUUCAAAUCCUGAUUUCUUCAUUUUCAUGAGUGCAUAUGACUAUGAUCGUGAACGAGUCUCUGAGGUUAUAUCCUCCUGUUCUUUCCCUUGUCAAUAGGAAAGUUGAAAAGGAAACUAGGCUGGGAAGGCUUGUUCUUCCUGCUAACCUCCACUUGGUGAUCCCAAUUUCACCACUUCAUUUUGAUCCUCAGUUGUGGGGACAG
This is a messenger RNA of Malus domestica (apple), 842 nucleotides long. Lineage: Eukaryota; Viridiplantae; Streptophyta; Magnoliopsida; Rosales; Rosaceae. The record is from RefSeq and is a predicted model, not a curated record.